Messenger RNA from Tilletiaria anomala UBC 951, 428 nucleotides. RefSeq lists its product as uncharacterized. The coding region runs from base 46 to 309 and encodes 87 amino acids. The transcript has a single exon. The record is from RefSeq and is a predicted model, not a curated record. Lineage: Eukaryota; Fungi; Basidiomycota; Exobasidiomycetes; Georgefischeriales; Tilletiariaceae.
CAUGUUUGCGUUAAUCGCCGUGCGCUGUUUACAAGUUCCCAAUCCAUGCGUAACACUUCGUGCUUGACAAGCAUCCUUUUUGCUGCCACAAGACCUACCCAAAUGGUUGAUCAUCGGCGUACAGCUGUCGUAGGCGCAGACGCUUUGAAUUUUCGACACGCAGAGAUUGGUAAUUGGAGACGGAAACGGGCAAGGACAAACACGACCCCAACCUCACCCCCUGUGGUGUUCCUGGUCAAGCCGGCUCGAGCCGCCAGAACGCAAGACAUGUGCUUGCUAGCAUUUUUAAUUGCAGCGAGCCAAUCCUAAGAAGAGGGUGCUCCACACAGCGAUGCUGCAUAUGAUUAAAAGCUGCGUUGCCGAAAAGGAAGGUUUCAAAGACUCCCCCUUCGAUUAUGGACCUUCGACCACAAUGCCGAUGAUCAAUG